This is a messenger RNA of Hemiscyllium ocellatum (epaulette shark), 5287 nucleotides long. It is a transcript of the gene tnfaip8l1, whose product is annotated as tumor necrosis factor, alpha-induced protein 8-like 1. The transcript is spliced from 3 exons. Gene Ontology annotation, biological process: regulation of apoptotic process. Gene Ontology annotation, cellular component: cytoplasm. Bases 771 to 1331 code for a protein of 186 amino acids. NCBI's taxonomy places the organism in Eukaryota, Metazoa, Chordata, Chondrichthyes, Orectolobiformes, Hemiscylliidae. The record is from RefSeq and is a predicted model, not a curated record.
GGGAAACAGGAAAAAUCUGAUCACGGUUUACAAGGAAAAGAUGUGUAAAUAUUUGUUGCAAGAUUCAUUCAGAAAUUGCAAGCCCCUACAAAGCCGCCUGAAUUUGGCGGAUAAGGAAUGAAAUCUUUAAAUGGGAAUGGGCUGGAGAAAGGAAGUGUACCGAAAGAAAAAUAAACCACUAACAUUGAAACUUGGCCUAUGUAGACAGCUCUGCUCAGUGCCCGCCCUCGUUCAAUUCCAUAGCACGCUGCCAGCGAUAUUGAGCAUCUGGAUUGGCCACAUUGAAUGUCGAUCAACAACUCCUCAGCCGUGUGGAUAUGACAGUUCCUUGCAAAUUUGAAACUUUUUUCUCUCUCUCUGCUGGAGUCAAGUUUCCAACUCGGCUAACAAGGGGGUUCAGUUUCUGAGUACCGCCGGUUCUCGGCUGUUUAUUUGGCGAAUGAUUCACCCUCCGAAACCUGGAGCCUGCUACGAAUUUACAGCCUUUCAAUCUUGAUCCGUGGAAACGAAAAAGGGCUUCUUUUUGUCUCUAAUCCACCCCCUCUCUGUUUGCAAAAAAAAAGUUGUGAGGAGUUCGCGGGGAGCCGGAUCAAAGUUCGCGGUUUAAGGAAAACAGACAGAGUUGAAAAAUUGCUAACCUCAACUGGCGUGGGAAUUGAAUCCAUCCUGUUGUCAACACUCUGCAUUACCAACCAGUCAUCCAGCCAACUGAGCUAAGCAAACCCCAGCUCCAGCGUACAAGUCACUGGUGAGAUCACACUUUGAAGACAAUGGAUGUCUUCAAUACCAAAAGCCUGGCCAUGCAGGCACAGAAGAAACUCCUGGGCAAGAUGGCAUCCAAAAGCAUGGUCAACAUCUUCAUCGACGACACGAGCAGUGAGGUCCUAGAUGAACUUUACUAUGUGACCAAGGAAUACACGCGAAACAAAAAGGAAGCCCAGAAGGUCAUCAAAAACCUCAUAAAGGUGGUGGUUAAACUCGGAGUUCUCUACAGGAACAACCAGUUCAAUGCAGAUGAGCUGGUGUUGGUGGACAAGUUCCGCAAGAAGGUCCAUCAGUUGGCUAUGACAGCCGUCAGCUUCCACCAAAUUGACUUCACGUUCGACAGGCGUGUUCUUGCGAACAUCCUGAAUGAAUGCAGGGAGUUGCUGCACCAGGCCAUCAAACGGCACCUAACAUCCAAGUCCCACGGGCGCAUUGACCACAUCUUUAACCAUUUUGCGGACUGUGAAUUCCUGGCGACACUGUACGGCCCCACAGAGCCCUACCGCGCACAUGUGCAGAAGCUUUGUGAAGGGGUCAACAAAAUGCUGGAAGAUGGCAACAUUUGACUGGGGCAUUUGUGAGAAUGACUGACUGUGUGGGUGCACUGUGAGGUGGAGGGAUUUUUUUGAAAACAAAAAUGCGCGGCAAAAAACGUUUGUUUUGAUGAGAUUCCUUUUUUCAUACUGAUGGCAAAGUACCCUAACCACAACUUGAUGCUGAAGUAUCUUUCUACAGGGAUCCAUUUAAUAAUUAGGGCAUUGAACUGUAGUCUACCCAAUUCCUAAGCCUGAUCGCACAUUAUUAUACACUCAGGCUCUGCAAGAAACACAGAGGUCUUCCUUAAAUGGGUACUUUUAAAGCCAAGCCCUUUGCCCAAGCAAUUGGAAAUAAGUGUGGCCUUGUGAGGGAAGUAGCUUUUGCAUUGCACUGGACAUAUCAUUUUCUGUCCAACUGAUGGAUGGAUAAUUUACAGCAGCUGUGUUGACCCAAAUAGUUUUGUUUCAAAUACAAUCAAAUCCAUCAAUCCCUAUUCUUAGACAAACCAGCUGUUGUUGGCCACAAAAUGAGUAAGUAAGAUCAGAUGUAUCUUGCUUGUCCUGGGCAGGUAGAGUACAAGAAGGUUAGUGAGUGGGCAUUCAGUCAGGUUUCCAGAUUGGCUAUUCAAUAAACCUGGCUCAAAACUCUGUGAAGGUGAGAUUCAAUUUGACUGUCCUGUUCCUUCAACCAAACCGCCUAGCCACUUCCCUUACCUGGGCUCAGGUGCAUGAUUGAGAUACACGGUGGGGUGUGAUUCCCUUCAGCAAGUUUCAGUGCCUUUGAGGGAGGAAAGGAUAAAAAUCAGGAUGGACAUGGCCAAGGAAGAGUGCAAGCCAAGUCAGUCAAGCACUUCCAGCCACCAGAAUGGUCUUACAAUUACAAACCCCAGCCUCAGGCAUAUUAAAAACACCAACUCUGAGUAAGACUAUGGUUUUAGCCUGAAGCCAUUAAUUUAAUCCAAUGUUAAGUGGGCUUACUGUUUCUGUUCCAGACUUGUACAGUUGACCUUCUACCACCAGUGUCAGGCGAUUACUGUAUAUACCGUGUAUAUUUGAAAUGGAACGAUGCCAGCUAUGAUGCAUGUGAUCUUUUCUUUAGGCUUUGAGACCUGUUUGUGACUGAUUGCCCAUCAGCUUUCUGUACUUGGACCCAUUUUGAAUCAUUGAAUUUUUUUUGGGGGUGGGGAAAGGACACUGUAUUGGUUUUCAAACCUGUUCUAAUGUGAAAUGACUUAAAUGCUGUGGUUCUAAUCUAUAUUUCUAUCACUUCUCUGUUUUACUUAUUUGUAUUAAGUUCACAAACAAAAAAAAGGUCAAAUUUCCUUCAACUCUCCUCUCUUAUUCAGCUACUAACUCUCACUUCCCUAACAGUACUGUUGCUAAAUCUAUGUUCAUGUUUACUGAGCCACAUAGUGUUUGUAGAGUUAAUCGAACACCUAACUAGCAUCAGAAGUAUUUCAACUGCCUUGAGAGAGGGAUAAAUAUCAACCAGUACCACCAGCUGUGGCCCAUCUGAGAAAGUGAGUGUAGGUAUUGACCAGGACAAGUUUGAGCUGAGCACUGAUGGCCACAGGAUUUGAUUAUUGUGGCAACGCUUGCUAUCUGGGCACAUUACAAAAAGACCAUUUCAGCAUCAGGGUUGUACUAAGCCACAUCAGUUUUAUUUUGUUUCAAAAGUAUAUUUUAUUCAUUAAAUUAGUAGAUGUGUUUUACAGUACAAUGCAAAUGUGAGAAUUCUCAAUGAAAUACUAAGUUAAACAUGGUAUGCAGUACAUUACAACUCCUCAAUCAGCUUACAGUGCAGAUUGCAAUUACAUUGCAUUAAACAUUCUCUGGUUCACAUUGCCCAAGGACUUUUGCACUGCUUCCAGCCUCUCAGUAUACAAUAGCAGUCAGACUCUGUUUACAACUAUUGUAAAGACUGGAUGUGUCAAGGUUCAGUGCUUUGCUCAGGAGGGAGUCCUGGACCUGGGGCUGUGCUGGUCUGCAACACACCGUCUUGAGCAGCUCCUGCCACUGGAAGCAAUCGCAAAACAAGUCUUUAAUGGAGUUGAUGGGCUUUGAGUAAUAACUGAUGUUUGUCUUGACUUGCAUCCCUGGGAACUGUCCUGCAUUACAAAGCUGUUCGGGAUGAAGUUUGCCAAAAAAUCAUCUUUUUCCAAUUGCUUUUUGGGAAGUGUGCAAAUCAUAAGGUGGGGUGUAACAGUCUCCUCUUCAGCUGUCUCCAGGGCAACAUACCGUGUUUCUAACACUUCAAGUCAUAGAGUCAUAAAGUCAUACAGCACGGAAACAGACCCAAACUAAACUCGUCCCACCUGCCUGCUCCAGACGCAUAUCUCUCAAACCUUUCCUAUUCAUGUAUCUAUCCAAAUAUUUUUUAGUGUUGUAAUUAUACCUGCACCCACCACUUCCUCAGGAGGUUCAUUCCAUGCAUGAAUCACUCUCUGUGUAAAGAAAAUCCCCCAUGUCUUUUUGAAAUCUCUGUCCUCUCGCCUUAAAAAUGUGUCCCCUAGUCGUGAAAUCCCCCAUCCUAAGGAAAAGACAACUACCAUUAACUCUAUACCCCUCAUUAUUUUAUAAACUACUACAAGGUUGCUUCUCAACUUCCUAUGCUCCAGUAAAACAGUUCCAACCUAUCCAGCUUUUGUUUCUAACUCAAGCUUUCCAUACCCAGCAACAUCCUGGUAAAUCUCUUCUAAAACCCCUCCAGCUUCCUACUAUCCAUCCUACAGCUGGAUGACCAGAAGAGGCCUCACCAAAGUUCUGAACAGCCUCGAAUGACUUUCUAACUCCCAUACUCCAAGCACUGAACAAUUGUGACUGAAGCAUGUGAGAGGGAGGUCCCUCUCACUACCAGCUAGAAACAUUGUGCUGCUUGUAGAAAAUUUGGAGAGAUGAGGCAUUCUGCCCAGGGAACGAUCAGGAACAAUCAGAAAAAAUUGCUUUGUCCCCAAGAGCAUUAAAUAUAUUGAAUGUGCAUUGCGUUGUGAUCAAAGUUGUUUUUAGCACAAUUGUUUCUAGAAAUGCAAUGCCUUAUCUAAAUCCUACAGCAAUGUGUCCAGAACCAACUUUCACUACAUUGAGCUCAGACAGGACUCAGAACACAAUGCCACGUUGGUGCUUACAUAGCAGGGAUCUACACAGAGUUUGACACAGCCACACACAAAGAUGGUCAUCGCGUUGAGGGCAAUGUGUUGUAUAUUUAUCAGCUUUCACUUGAUGGUUUUAUAUAUUGUGUCUGUGUGAAUUUUCGACUUCCCGAUCAAGUGAAAACAGAGGCACCGAGAGCAGCUUGAAGACUAGCUUCUUCCUCGCAGGGAGACAGGAGCAUCACUGUCUCAGUCCCAGUAUUCAUUUGAGCUACAAACUCCUAGAUACUGAUCUCCUCCCCAGUCCCCCUGAUUCAUAUUCACAGCACCUUCAGGUAUUCUGAGCUGAAGGUGAAGGUGACAAAAGAAUCUGUCAGCUCAUUUGCACAUUACUGUGCUCUGAUCUGGAUGAGCUGACAGUGAAUCUGAGCAAAUCACAAUGAUAUGGUCCAUGCACAGGGAGAUACUGACUUGAACCCUUCUGCCUAGGAUCAUCACAUCUCUUACACACACAUCCUAUUUGGUUGACUCAGCAAAAGUGUCGAUACAAACCAAGCACAAGACAGGAAGAGAGUAAAUCCUUAUCUAACUCCAGAUUUAAUUGGAAAACCUUUAGUUCCGACCUGUUGAUUAAAACUGAUGCCUCUGUAGUAAUCCAGUUGUGGAUCCCUUCCUAAAUCCAUUGCAGAGAGAAUGUGCAUUGUAACAUUCUGUGAAAGGCCAUCUUGUCCAAGGUGAUAAGGCAGGUUUUCACUCUCUCUGCACCUUCCCAACAGCUGGAACAUCCUCUGUUACCCUGGUGCACAUGGAUAGUACAGUCUGCCUGUAGAGUACAUAAGAUACCACUUUUCACUGUAUCUCUGUACACUUGACAAUAAUAAAUCAAAUCAAAUCCUU